Botrytis fragariae is the source of this 2427-nucleotide messenger RNA. RefSeq names its product putative wd domain-containing protein. Gene Ontology annotation, biological process: anaphase-promoting complex-dependent catabolic process; positive regulation of anaphase-promoting complex-dependent catabolic process; positive regulation of ubiquitin protein ligase activity. Bases 1 to 2427 code for a protein of 808 amino acids. Lineage: Eukaryota; Fungi; Ascomycota; Leotiomycetes; Helotiales; Sclerotiniaceae. The transcript is spliced from 5 exons. Gene Ontology annotation, molecular function: ubiquitin ligase activator activity; protein binding; anaphase-promoting complex binding. Gene Ontology annotation, cellular component: anaphase-promoting complex. The record is from RefSeq and is a predicted model, not a curated record.
AUGUCUUCUUUUUAUAAUGAUGGGUGGAUCAACAGCUCUCCAAAGAUUCUUUGUUCUCCGGACGACUCAGGUUAUGACAGUUCAUCUCCCAGACGAAGGUUAAGUAUAUUAAGUGACACUCAUUCGACUCAUGACUCUGUCCUGCCACGGUUCCGGGAUGAAAAUGGGAAAGAAUGGAGAACGAGUCUUUCCAUGCGGAUCAAAAAUGUGAUCAAUGGAGUUCCUAUUGACCAAAAUCUGUCAACCAUUGCUCCAAAUAGUCUUCGGUUUGAUGGAUCAUCAGAUAGCCCCAAAACUCCAACUACUUUAUCCUCUUCUACAGUACCUCGACCCAAUACCAAGUCUAGACCAACUCUUUCGAACACGCUUAGGGCUCGAACAUCGGUCGACUCGACCCCAACCAGAAAGUCCACUAGCUCCUUGCAUUCUCCCGAUCGAUUUCUUCCUGUUCUGAAAAGAUCUGAUUCUGCGGCACAAAGCUUUCGUGCUAACAAAGAUCCUGGAAGUCUCUCGCCUUAUGAAAGAUUAAUGAGACAUAGUAGUGCAAGCCUUGAUGCUUUUAACCCACGUCGACGUGCUACAUCACCAAUUCCACUAGCUUCUCGACCCGAUUCCAGAAGAAUUGUUUCUGCAAAUCGUGGCCGAGGUGCUACUGCCCUUAUUUUUCAGAGAAGUGCUCCAACAACACCCUUUGGGGAGAGGCAGGUCAGUGUAGGGACCGUAUGGGCCGUCGGAGGAGUGGCUCCUGUGAGCGCUGGCAUCUCAGAUGGGCGCGGCGGUAUGCUAGGCAGUGGGACUAAUGCACCAUUGUAUACAACAUCCUUCUCCGCUUCACGUCCAAAAGCACAAGAAGACUUUGAAAAACAUGAAGACAGGCUGGCACAAGCAUUGGAUAUUGACCGCACACAACGCGUUUUUGAGUUUCGAAACCCAUUAGCCACUCCACUCAUUACCCCACUCGAUUCUAGGUCCAGGAGGCAUAUCUUUGACACCAAGACUACAUGGAAUGGAACAGAGUGGGUGCUUGGUGGACCGGAGCAAAGUCCAGCAACAAUUGCCGCAGGAACCUCGCACGCUUCCUGUUGCUCCUUUCAAAUAAGUUUUACAUUCGCUGCUAUAUUGUCUUUACUGAUGUUCAGCACAGUUCUGGAUGCACCAAAUUUACGAGAUGACUUUUAUUGCUCGGUUCUCGCAUACUCUGGAACAAGCCAUACACUGGCCGUUGGCCUGGGCUCAUUGCUUUAUGCAUGGUCCGAAAUGGCAGGAGUUCAUUUGCUUCACGGCGGAACUUCAAAUUCUUCUUGGUUGACAUCGCUAGCAUUUUCAUCCACACAAGGAGCCAAAUCAAUACUUGCAUUUGGCAGGUCUGAUGGAUCUCUGAGUUUGUUGUCACUCUAUGAUAGUCUAUUGCCUAGAUUCGAAGUCCAACAGCCCUGUCCUAUAGCCUGCGUCACUUGGAGACCUUCGAUAACAAUGCGACCUUCGCGAAAUCCACUUGCCCCGGGUAUGAUGGUGAAGACAGAAGAUCUGAUUGUCGGAGAUGAACAAGGGAACAUAUAUUACUAUGUCGUUGAAUGGCCUGAUGCAUGGGAAAUAACUCGCGAUGGCUGGUCUGGCUCUAUGACACUCAUUGCCAAAAUCUCUAUUCACACCCAACAAAUAUGCGGUCUCUCAUUUUCCACAGAUGGCUCAUCAUUCGCCACUGGAGGUAAUGAUAAUCUUUGUUGUCUUUUCCGUACAAAUGAAGUCACCCGGCCUUCUCGUGGUCAACUAGGCACCGCAGAAGAAGUAUUCCUUUCCACAGCAGGUAUGCGUCGCAUACAUAGCGUAGCGGGUCAAAGUCGUGUCAAAGAAAUCACUUCCGGGGCCGAGAAACAUCGUUGGGUUCAUGGAGCGGCUGUCAAGGCUAUUGCAUUUUGCCCCUGGAGAGAUGGCCUUAUUGCAACCGGCGGUGGAAGCAAUGAUAAAUGCAUCCAUUUUUUUCACACAUCUUCCGGAGCCUGCCUAGCUACCAUCAGUGUAGCAGCUCAAGUUACUUCUCUUAUUUGGUCCACUACUCGUCGUGAAAUUGCAGCCACAUUUGGGUACGCGCAACCUGAACAUCCAUACCGAAUCGCCGUCUUUAGCUGGCCAGACUGUAAACAAGUUGCUGCUAUUCCAUGGGAAGGCGAGCAUCGAGCAUUAUUUGCGAUUCCAUAUCCAGGUGGCCCAAAUGAAAGCCAUAGUAGUAGGGAAGGGGGAAGGGCCUUGACAAGAACGGCCCAAGAGGGUUGCUUAGUUGUGGCUAGUAGUGAUGAAAGUGUUAAGUUUCAUGAGGUGUGGACAAGUAGUAUGAAGGCUACUAGUGGAGGUGAGGGAUUACUAGGUGGAAGUGAUAUCUUGGAGGGUUUGGAGGGGAUUGACAAGGAGGGUGCUGUCAUCAGAUAA